AUAAUAAGCUUUAGGCUGCUAGACGCCUGCCUCCUUGCACCUCUUUUCUUUCUCUCGUUCUCAUCUUUCUCUCUAAGGUUAGUCCCUUGUGUAGAUCCUCUCUUCAUCGAUUCAAUUUCAUCUUCCUUGGUUUGAUUUAGGAAUUUUGUCACGAUUUGGUGUUUAGAUGAUGGAGUCUUGCUGUUGAUCUAUGUUUAUAGCACUUUGUUUCCAUGGUUCUGUUGUUUCUUACCGUUUGUUGUGCAUCGAUCUGGUUUUGGUAGAUCCCUCGUAGAUAAUAAUCUGAAUAUGUCAAAGUUUUCUUACAAGUCUGUUGUGUUUUCAGUUUUGAUUGAUAUUGUUAUCCAUGUAGUAGUCGAUCAUCCAAAAACUGGUUCAGUGUGAUUCUCCGAUCAUCGCCGCUGAUUUUAUAUUUAUCAUCAUGUAUAGAUUUGCAGGUUUUAUUUUGUUCGUUGUGUGUUUUUGUUCUUUGUUAAAUUUAACCUCUAUGCAUUUGAUGUACAUGUUUUUGUGUUGGUCUCAGUUUCUCUUAUUCUGUAUAAGCUAAGCUAAAGUCUCCAUGGUUAGUGUCUGUUUAGUAUUAAAAUAUUUCAAUUUGCUAAUUCUUUAUGUUUUUGUGAUGAUAUUGCAGAGAUUUUGUAGGUGACAAUCAAAAGUUUGACAAAAUGGUGAAGUUUACAGCUGAUGAGCUUCGAAGGAUUAUGGACUACAAACACAACAUCCGUAAUAUGUCUGUUAUUGCUCAUGUCGACCACGGGAAAUCCACUCUUACUGAUUCUUUGGUUGCUGCUGCUGGUAUCAUUGCCCAAGAGGUUGCUGGUGAUGUUCGUAUGACUGAUACCAGAGCUGAUGAGGCUGAACGUGGUAUCACUAUCAAGUCCACUGGUAUUUCUCUCUACUACGAGAUGACUGAUGAAUCCUUGAAGAGUUUCACUGGAGCCAGAGACGGAAACGAGUACCUCAUCAAUCUUAUUGAUUCACCUGGGCACGUUGACUUUUCUUCUGAGGUUACUGCUGCUCUCCGUAUUACUGAUGGUGCUCUUGUGGUGGUCGACUGCAUUGAGGGUGUGUGUGUUCAGACUGAGACUGUUCUACGUCAGGCUCUUGGUGAGAGGAUUCGACCUGUCUUGACUGUCAACAAGAUGGACAGGUGUUUCCUUGAGCUUCAGGUUGAUGGUGAGGAGGCUUACCAGACUUUCUCGAGGGUUAUUGAGAACGCUAAUGUCAUCAUGGCUACAUACGAGGAUCCUCUCCUUGGUGAUGUUCAGGUUUACCCAGAGAAGGGAACUGUGGCGUUUUCUGCUGGUCUCCAUGGAUGGGCGUUUACACUGACCAACUUCGCCAAGAUGUAUGCUUCCAAGUUCGGUGUUGUUGAAUCUAAGAUGAUGGAGAGGCUCUGGGGUGAGAAUUUCUUUGACCCUGCCACCAGGAAGUGGAGUGGCAAAAACACUGGUUCCCCGACCUGCAAGCGUGGGUUUGUUCAGUUCUGCUAUGAACCCAUCAAGCAAAUUAUUGCUACUUGCAUGAAUGACCAGAAGGAUAAGUUGUGGCCUAUGUUGGCGAAGCUUGGUGUCUCAAUGAAGAAUGAUGAGAAGGAGCUUAUGGGUAAACCUCUAAUGAAGCGUGUUAUGCAGACUUGGCUCCCUGCAAGUACUGCACUACUUGAGAUGAUGAUCUUUCAUUUGCCAUCUCCCCACACUGCCCAGAGGUACCGUGUUGAGAAUCUGUAUGAAGGUCCUCUUGAUGAUCAGUAUGCAAAUGCCAUCAGGAACUGUGACCCCAAUGGACCUCUCAUGCUCUACGUAUCCAAGAUGAUUCCAGCCUCUGACAAGGGUAGAUUCUUUGCCUUCGGUCGUGUCUUUGCUGGUAAGGUUUCUACUGGUAUGAAGGUCAGAAUCAUGGGUCCCAACUAUAUCCCUGGUGAGAAGAAGGAUCUGUACACUAAGAGUGUUCAGAGGACUGUCAUUUGGAUGGGUAAGAGGCAAGAGACAGUGGAGGAUGUCCCUUGUGGUAACACUGUUGCUAUGGUUGGGCUGGAUCAGUUCAUCACCAAGAAUGCUACAUUGACUAAUGAGAAGGAAGUUGAUGCUCACCCCAUUCGUGCUAUGAAGUUUUCUGUGUCUCCUGUUGUUCGUGUUGCUGUUCAGUGUAAGGUUGCGUCUGACCUUCCCAAGUUGGUUGAGGGUCUCAAGAGGUUGGCCAAGUCUGAUCCUAUGGUUGUGUGUACAAUGGAGGAAUCAGGUGAGCACAUUGUUGCUGGUGCAGGAGAACUCCAUCUUGAGAUUUGUCUUAAGGAUCUUCAGGAUGAUUUCAUGGGUGGUGCUGAAAUUAUCAAGUCAGACCCUGUGGUCUCCUUCCGUGAGACAGUUUGUGAUAGAUCUACUCGCACAGUUAUGAGUAAGUCUCCUAACAAGCAUAACCGUCUGUACAUGGAAGCAAGACCCAUGGAGGAAGGUCUAGCUGAGGCUAUUGAUGAUGGACGUAUUGGCCCAAGGGAUGACCCUAAGAUCAGAUCCAAGAUCUUGGCUGAGGAGUUUGGAUGGGACAAGGAUCUUGCAAAGAAGAUCUGGGCUUUUGGACCUGAAACCACAGGGCCUAACAUGGUUGUCGAUAUGUGUAAGGGAGUUCAGUACCUUAACGAAAUCAAGGAUUCAGUUGUUGCUGGUUUCCAGUGGGCGUCCAAGGAAGGUCCUCUUGCUGAAGAGAACAUGAGAGGUAUCUGUUUUGAGGUAUGUGAUGUGGUGCUUCACUCUGAUGCCAUCCACAGAGGAGGUGGUCAGGUUAUCCCCACAGCCAGAAGGGUCAUAUACGCUUCCCAGAUCACAGCUAAGCCCAGACUUUUGGAGCCGGUUUACAUGGUUGAGAUCCAGGCACCAGAGGGAGCUCUUGGAGGAAUCUACAGUGUGCUGAAUCAGAAGCGUGGACACGUGUUCGAGGAGAUGCAGAGGCCAGGAACUCCCUUGUACAACAUCAAGGCAUACCUGCCUGUUGUGGAGUCUUUCGGAUUCUCAAGUCAGCUUAGGGCAGCAACCUCAGGACAGGCAUUCCCACAGUGUGUGUUUGAUCAUUGGGAAAUGAUGUCUUCUGACCCUCUUGAGCCAGGUACUCAGGCUUCAGUUUUGGUGGCUGAUAUCAGGAAGAGGAAGGGAUUGAAGGAAGCGAUGACUCCACUAUCUGAGUUCGAAGACAAGCUUUAAGCUUCACCAAGACUCGUACUAGCCUUUUUCCCAAUGGUUGCUACUCUCUCUAUCUUAAUUUUGUCUUGUUUUAUUAAUACUCUUAUGGUAUGACGGAUUGUGAAGACUUUUCUCUCGCCAUCCCCUGAAUGUUUUUUACUUUUUUCCUAGUUGAGAACUUUGUUAUUGUGUUCGCAAAUAUCUUGGUUUUGAUUCUGUCUUGCUCUUUUUUUUUAUAUUCUUUUCUCUUCCGAUCAUUCAUAUAUUCAUGCAUAUUAUUUAGGUUACUUACCGGAACACAGGAUGUAAUUGUGUUAAGUCUCAGACUGUUUUAUCAUUGAAUGUUGGAAGAGGACAUGUUUUUUAGGUAGGAUGAGAUUUUCUUUCAGAGAUGUUGAUAAACAGUGUCAGAGUAUGAUUUUGUUCUAUUAGAGAUUGUAAUUGUCAGUCAUGCAUUAGGUUCAC
Molecule: messenger RNA, 3641 nt
Organism: Arabidopsis thaliana (thale cress)
Lineage: Eukaryota; Viridiplantae; Streptophyta; Magnoliopsida; Brassicales; Brassicaceae
Gene: LOS1
Product: Ribosomal protein S5/Elongation factor G/III/V family protein
Exons: 3
Coding region: 666-3197 (843 amino acids)
Biological process (GO): translational elongation
Cellular component (GO): cytoplasm
Molecular function (GO): GTP binding; GTPase activity
Source: RefSeq, marked reviewed